Molecule: messenger RNA, 812 nt
Organism: Phytophthora infestans T30-4
Lineage: Eukaryota; Oomycota; Peronosporomycetes; Peronosporales; Peronosporaceae
Product: vesicle-trafficking protein SEC22b, putative
Exons: 5
Coding region: 141-812 (223 amino acids)
Biological process (GO): endoplasmic reticulum to Golgi vesicle-mediated transport; vesicle fusion with Golgi apparatus; retrograde vesicle-mediated transport, Golgi to endoplasmic reticulum
Cellular component (GO): endoplasmic reticulum membrane; Golgi membrane; endoplasmic reticulum-Golgi intermediate compartment
Molecular function (GO): SNAP receptor activity
Source: RefSeq, a predicted model, not a curated record
AUCGCUUUGUUGACAAGCGAUUAUUUAUGUACACCACGCGAGACGGUUUGCAGUAACUUGCCUUCGUUUUAGUAGGAUCUCUUUGUACAGGUGAUGCCACGAAGCAAACCCAAUUGAAGACAAACACAUCUCGUUCUACCAUGCCGAUCAUCACCUUCGUAGCGCGCGUCUCGGACGGCAUGUUACUGGUCGCGUCAAUGGAGUCUAUUGGCGACGCAAACGGGAACUUGGACACGUACAAGCAACAGGCUAAACAGAUCAUGAAACGAUUGGAUCAACGCGCGCCCACCAAGUGCAGCAUCGAGUCGGGUGCUUACACCUUUCACUACUUGAUCCAGGAAGGGGUAUGCUAUUUGACGCUGGCAGAUCGAGGAUUUCCCAAACGUCUGGCCUUCUUGUAUCUCGUAGAGGUGCACGCAGGCUUCGUCGAGGAGUUGGAACGUGACAGUGGCAACAACUGGCGUGACGUGGUCACGACUGUCGCGAGACCAUACGCUUUCAUCAAGUUCGACAAGUUUAUCCAGAAGAAGCGCAAAGAGUACGCCGACCCCAGCUCGUCACAGAACAUGCACCGCCUGAACGACGACCUGGCCGAUAUCCACAACAUCAUGCGCAAGAACAUCCAGGAGGUUCUCAACCGUGGCGAACGAGUUGAACAUGUAUCGCGUAUCUCGUCGAACUUGGCGGACAGGUCAAAGGACCUCAAGUGGGGCGCCAAGAAGCUGCGUAUGCAGGCCAUUUACCGGCAAUACGGUCCGAUUGUCGCUGUCGCGCUCUUCGUGCUGCUCGUUAUUUACAUCAAGUUCUUUUAG